Molecule: messenger RNA, 1667 nt
Organism: Temnothorax curvispinosus
Lineage: Eukaryota; Metazoa; Arthropoda; Insecta; Hymenoptera; Formicidae
Gene: ND-51
Product: NADH dehydrogenase [ubiquinone] flavoprotein 1, mitochondrial
Exons: 6
Coding region: 60-1469 (469 amino acids)
Biological process (GO): mitochondrial electron transport, NADH to ubiquinone
Molecular function (GO): NAD binding; 4 iron, 4 sulfur cluster binding; FMN binding
Source: RefSeq, a predicted model, not a curated record
UCGAGGGAGCUGACCCGUUUCUCAGUCAGCUGUGAGCUGCGCCACCGAAGCCCCGCAAAAUGGCAGGUGCCAUAGUGCGUUGUUUUCAAGUCCCGAGGAGACAAUUGGGUCUCCUCGGAUCGAGCUUGAGCAGCCUGCAGCAGAGAACGUUCGCCGAUGCCGCCCCGGAAGGAAAGAAAAGAGGAGGGCCCCUGGCCGAUGAGGAUCGCAUCUUCACGAACCUGUACGGUAGACAUGACUGGCGGUUGAAGGGUGCCAUGAACCGCGGCGACUGGUACAAGACUAAGGAGAUAAUGGACAAGGGUGCCGAUUGGAUCAUCAAUGAGAUCAAGAUUUCUGGUCUGAGAGGCCGCGGCGGGGCCGGCUUUCCCUCCGGGAUGAAGUGGUCCUUCAUGAACAAGCCUUCCGACGGUCGGCCCAAGUAUCUGGUGGUCAACGCCGACGAGGGCGAGCCGGGUACCUGCAAGGAUCGCGAGAUUCUACGCCACGACCCGCAUAAACUCGUGGAGGGCUGCCUGAUCGCCGGUCGCGCCAUGGGAGCGUGUGCCGCUUACAUCUAUAUACGCGGUGAAUUUUACAACGAGGCGUCCAACAUGCAGGUAGCCAUAGCCGAGGCCUACCAGGCCGGUCUGAUCGGGAAAAACGCCUGCAACUCUGGUUACGACUUUGAUAUCUUCGUGCAACGAGGAGCGGGCGCGUACAUCUGCGGCGAGGAAACCGCUCUCAUUGAAUCCAUCGAGGGAAAACAGGGGAAACCGAGGCUAAAACCACCGUUCCCGGCCGACGUCGGCGUGUUCGGGUGUCCCACAACCGUCACCAACGUCGAGACCGUAGCAGUGGCGCCUACAAUCUGUCGCCGAGGUGGAGCGUGGUUCGCCUCGUUCGGACGUCCGCGCAAUCACGGAACCAAGCUGUACAACAUUUCCGGGCACGUGAACAAUCCGUGCACCGUCGAGGAAGAAAUGUCCAUCCCUCUGAAAGAGCUGAUCGAGAGGCACGCGGGAGGCGUGAUCGGAGGAUGGGAUAAUUUAUUAGGCGUCAUUCCCGGUGGCUCUUCGACCCCCGUCAUUCCUAAGAGUGUGUGCGACACCGUCCUGCUGGACUUCGACGAUCUCAUCAGGGUACAGAGCUCGUUCGGCACGGCCGCGGUGAUCGUGAUGAACAAACAGACGGACAUAAUCAAAGCCAUCACCCGUUUGAUAAGCUUCUACAAACACGAAUCAUGCGGCCAGUGCACACCUUGCCGCGAGGGAAUCAGUUGGAUGUACAAAAUACUGAGAAGAUUCGUGGAAGGUAACGCCGAGACACACGAGAUAGACAUGCUAUGGGAGCUUACGAAACAAAUAGAAUUGCACACGAUAUGCGCUCUGGCGGACGGUGCCGCGUGGCCCGUGCAGGGUCUGAUCAGGCAUUUCAGGCCAGAAAUCGAAGCGCGCAUGAAGGAACAGAAACGAGCGGCGUCAAAUUGAGAACUCGAGCGAGAUAGAAACAGAUUAGACGGAAUAUAACGGCAGAAGAUAUUUAGAGCAAUCCUUGUAAGAUUUUAUAUUUAUUUUCGGUGUAUAUAAAUGAAUCUAAACAAUAGUCACGAUUCCACUGUAAUGAUAUUCUUCGAACCCGGGCUAUGUCCUGGAGGUUCGACUAAUAAAAGAAAUAUAAGAGAAAAA